AUGGGGCGAGCAGGCUACGACACAACCUACGUCUGCACGACAACCGACUCCGCCGCAACGACCGCAAUCGCAAUGGCCGAUGCCCAGCGCGCCAAAGACGCUAAAACAGCAGAACAAGCAGUAAAAGCAGCCACCGAAGCCAAACUCAUCAAAAACAAGCAUUCGCGUGGGAUCGUGGCUGCGAGAUUGGCGAUGCAGGAGAGGACUACUUCUGCUGCUGCUGCUGCUGCUGUUGCGGCGGCGGCGGUGGCGGCGAAGAAGAAGGAUUCCUGA
Bipolaris zeicola 26-R-13 is the source of this 273-nucleotide messenger RNA. RefSeq lists its product as uncharacterized. The transcript is spliced from 3 exons. Bases 1 to 273 code for a protein of 90 amino acids. NCBI's taxonomy places the organism in Eukaryota, Fungi, Ascomycota, Dothideomycetes, Pleosporales, Pleosporaceae. The record is from RefSeq and is a predicted model, not a curated record.